Messenger RNA from Triplophysa dalaica, 6030 nucleotides. RefSeq names its product interferon-induced very large GTPase 1-like. The transcript is spliced from 2 exons. The record is from RefSeq and is a predicted model, not a curated record. Gene Ontology annotation, molecular function: GTP binding. Lineage: Eukaryota; Metazoa; Chordata; Actinopteri; Cypriniformes; Nemacheilidae. Bases 135 to 5726 code for a protein of 1863 amino acids.
AAAUGAAAGACAGAAUGUUGUGGAGAGAAAGAAAAUAGAAACAGAAUAUAGUGAGAGAGAAGAACAAUAUAAAACAGAAAUAAAAGAGAUGAGAAGAGAGCGAGAGGACCGUGAGAGACAGACACAAGAAGAGAAUGAAAAAAUCAGAGACUGAAAAUAAGAGACUGAAACAAGAGCGAGAGGAGAUGAAGAGAGAGAACGAGAAGAUCAAAGAAGAGAAAGAGAGAAUAGAAAGAGAAAAAGAGCUGAAAUAUACCAGAGAAAUAGAGAGAUUAAAAAAACACACUGAAGAAGAAAAACAGAAUGAAGAGAGAGAGAAGACGAGAAAAGAAGAAGAAUACAAGAGAGACAUGAAAGAUGUGAGAGAGAUGAGAGACGAGAUGAGAAGAGAACGAGACUCAUUUAAGAGUGAAAUGGAUGAACUGAAGAAAGAAAACAAAGAUCUCCUGAUCAAAUAUAACAAACAAACAGACAAACUGAUGAACACAAUAGAGAAUCAUGAGAGAGAGAGAAAGAAGAGAGAAGAAGAGAUUAUACAGAGAGAAGAGAGAUAUAAAAGAGAAAUAGAAGAGAAAGAGAGAAAGAUGCUUGAGGACAUGAAAAGAGAACGAGAGGAAUGGAAGAAACAGAGAGAAGAGGAGAAAGUGAGAAGAGAAGAAGAUGAGAAAGAGAAGCAGAUACAUGUGGAACAGUGUGAGAGACUCAAGAGAGAAAUGGAUGAAAUGAUGAGAGAGAAAGAGAGAAUAGAAAGAGAGAAACAACAUCAACUAGAAGAGUUUGAGAAGAGAGUUCAGGAGGAGAAAAACAUGAGAGAAGAACAAGAAAAGAACUUUGAAGAACAACUGAAACACGUGAAAGAAGAGAGUGAAGAUCAACUCAAGAGAAGAAGAACAGAGAUAAGAGAGGAAUAUGAAGAGAUCUGUCCUCAGUUACAUGAUGCAGUACAGAGACAACAGACUGAUGUCAGAUCAGGUCGACAACAUCUGUUUGAAAGACUUAGUCUUGAAAGUGACGGACACCAGAAUACACUGAGAGCCUCAGAUGUUCUUCAGAUAACUUCACAUUCAUUACAGUCUCAUGAGUCUUGUGCUGAAGAAGAGCUGGUGAAGAAUUAUCUACAGAAACUACUGAUGAUGAACUACAGAGCAAGAGACAUUAAAACUAAACACAUCAAUGAACAUCAUCACACACAACAAACAGACAAUGGCUAUGAGGGGGAUAUUUUUGAUGAAAUGCCUUCAUCUAAUGCAGGAACAAGUAAAUCAGACUCUAUUCAUCCGAUGGAUGUUCAGAUUGCUGUGUUUCAUUGUGCUGAUAGUCACUUAAAGCAGAUGAUGGUCACUAAACUCUCUCAGUGUCAGUUUGCUCUUCCUCUGCUUGUUCCUCAUCCAUUCACACAACACAUUGAGUUUCCUCUCUGGACAUUCAGACAAAUCAGCUGGAAGCUGAAGAUCAGAAAAACUGACAAUGACAUCAUCAGUAGAGUCCAGUCAGUAUGUAAAGCAGAAACUCCAAUGGUGUCGUUCUUCAGGUUUGGUUCUGUGUCUUCAUCUAAAUCUCAGCUGAUGAACAGUCUGAUCAAUGAGAAACACAACACGUUCUUCACCAGAAACUGUCCAGGCAGCAGCAGAACCAGACUACUGAUGGAUGGAGUGGUGGAGAUCGCCUGGUACUGUCCAUCUGAAAAACACACAGAUACAUUUACUGACUGUGUUGCCUUCUGUAAUCUUCAUGGUGAUGCAGGAGACAAUGAGACACAGAUGAAGAUUCUCACUGAAAUGUCUUCAGUCAAUGUUGUUCUUCUGACAAAACUUGACAAGAAUGAUAAAAAUGCAUCAAAGAUUCAAGAGCUGUACAAAGACAAAAAGCCACUUAUUUGUCUUUUUACUGAUGAUGAAUCUGAUGUCAUUGAGACAGAUAUGGAAAAAUACAAAAUUGGUCUGAAAGACAGAAAUCAGUCAGAUGUGUCUGAAGAUCUCAGAAGAGCUAUAAAUGAUUGUCUAUCAUCUUCAGCAUCAGAGUUCAUGUUCAGACUUGAAGACAUUUCCAAACACUCAGAUAUCAGAGUAGAUGAAGAAGAUGAUGAAGACUGCAGGAGAGGAAGAGAAGCAGCACAAGAGAUGAUGAGUUUACUGAAGAAUAAACCUCUGAAAGAAAUCAAAGAAUCAUUUCUGCCCUGUCAGGGGAAACUGUGGCAUCAGUGGUGUCAGAAGAACAAAGAACUUCAUCGACCUCAAUGGGAAGAACUAGAAAAUGAUAUAAGCAUAAAAUUAACAGAAAUGAUGAACAUUCGUCAAAAGCAACACAAAUCAAACAUCAGUGAGUUUCUGAAGUUAUUUAUUAACCAAAUGGAAACAGAAAAUGAUAACAGGAUGUUUUUCCUGAGAUGGCUCAGAAUCCUCCUGAAUGAAUUCACCUCAUAUGUUCUUUCUGCUCUACAUCACAAGUAUAAUGAAAAGUGGUCAACAGUCAUACAACUGAAAGAAAAUAAUGAUAAAUCUGCACAACUCAAGAACGAACAAAUAGAACGACCCAAGACAGAACAAACCAAACAACUCAAGACUGAACAAACAGACCUUGAGAGAAUAUCUGCAGAUCUUCAAGCAGCAUCCUUUGGUCUGGAGCACAUCAUGAGAGAGAUCGGUCAGAUCUAUGAAUCAUGUUCAUCUGUGAAGAAGAACAAAACAGAUCUUCAGUUUGACUUCUCUUCUCUCCCGAGUUUUGCAGCAGAGAUGAUGAUCUCUGGAUUUCCACUGGAGCUGAUGGAUGGAGAUGCUGCUCAUGUUCCUGUCAUGUGGGUUACUGCUGUUCUAGAUAAACUCAUCCAGAAACUGGGAGAUCAGAGAGUGUUUGUUCUGUCAAUUUUAGGGAUUCAGAGCUCUGGGAAAUCCACCAUGUUGAAUGCCAUGUUUGGACUUGAGUUUGCAGUCAGUGCUGGCCGCACCACCAGAGGAGCGUUCAUGCAACUGAUCAGAGUCUCAGAGGAGAUGAAACAUCAGAUGAAGUUUGAUUAUAUUCUGGUUGUUGAUACUGAAGGUCUUCGUGCUCUAGAACUGUCUGGAAAAUCCACAAGACAUCAUGACAAUGAACUGGCCACAUUUGUUGUUGGUCUUGGACAUCUGACAUUGAUCAACAUCUUUGGAGAAAACCCGUCUGAGAUGCAGGAGAUUCUCCAGAUUGUUGUUCAGGCCUUUCUGCGGAUGAAGAAGGUCAAACUGAACCCCAGCUGUAUGUUUGUACAUCAGAAUGUUUCAGACGUCACAGCUGGAGAGAAAAACAUGGAGGGAAGGAGACGACUGCUGGAGACACUGGAUGAGAUGACAAAACUCGCUGCUAAAGAUGAAGUCUGUGAUGCUGAAUGUUUCAGUGAUGUCAUUAAUUUUGAUGUUUGUCAUGAUGUGAAGUAUUUUGCUCAGCUGUGGGAGGGAAGCCCACCAAUGGCACCACCAAACCCAAAUUAUUGUGACAACAUUCAAGGACUAAAGAAAACUAUUAUCUCACAAGCCUCUAAAUCAGCUGGAAUUAUACUGACAAACCUACGAAAGCGAAUUCAUGAUCUCUGGGAGGCUUUACUGAAUGAACGAUUUGUGUUCAGCUUCAGAAAUUCUCUGGAGAUUUCAGCAUACAGGAGACUGAAGACAGAAUACAGCAAAUGGACGUGGACUCUUCGCAGUGCCAUGAUAAAAAUUGAAAACAAACUAUACAAUCAAAUUGAAAAUGAAGAAAUUCACGUGAUUGAGGAAAGAGAUCUUCAGAGAGAACUGAAGCAAAAAAGUGAUGAAGUGAAUAAAUCAAUGUCAGAAUUCUUUGAGAAAGACACAGAUGCAGAUAAAGAUAUCAUGAUUCAGUGGAAAACUUCAUUUGAAAUAAAAAUCAAAGAGCUUCAGGAGAACGCUUUAAGAAAAACAAGGAGGAAAUUAAAUGAGAUUCUUCAGCAGCGAGACUUGAAGAGAGAGAUUGAUGCUCAGAGGACACAUCAUGAAAACACUCUCUUGGAAAAGAGCAAAGAACUUGCUUUAAGACACAAAGACAAAAGACAUGAUGAAGAAACUCUGAAGAGAGAGUUUGAUGUGUUCUGGGAAGAGUGUGUGAAGAAGAUCACCAGAGAUUCUCCUCCAAUCAAAGACAUUGACAUACUGAGAGAUGUGAGAGAACUCCUCAGUGACAUCCAUGAAAGUGUUCAUGUAGAUCAAUGGAAGAACAUCAUAGAUAUUUUCACUGUUCAGAGUUAUUCAGAUUAUAUUCAGUUCAAGAGAUUCAGUGGAAAUCCAGCAGUUUUCAGAAAUGUCUUCAGAGCAGCUCAAGAAAAGUAUGGUUUAAUUUUGCUUAAAGAGGAUGAAGACCAAAUAAAAAUCUUGAUCUCAGAUGUUUGUCAGCAGACAGACGAGAUUAUUCAGUCAUUUAAUAUCUCAAAGCUGGGCUAUAAUAUCAGCUGCUUUCAAGAACUCACAGAUUACAUAAAAGCAAGAAUAGUACAAUAUGAGGAAAGACAAGUGAAAUAUGCGUUCAAGAGAGAAUUCUUCAUAGAUUUAGUAUUUUCUAUAUUUAAGAGAGAAAACCAGACAUUCACUGAACAACACAAAAAGUUCAGAGAUGCCAAUAAUCCUGAUCUCUAUCUGGAGAAGAAGAAGAGAGAAUACUAUAGUGUUUUCCAGAAAUACUGUGAAGGAGCAACAUCAGCUGCUAUUUUUGGUGAGAUCAUCUGUCAGAAACUGAAAGAACCCAUUGAACAGAGUGUCUACAGACAGACCGCCAGAGAUUUAGCAGAUGAGAUGAGAUCAAACUGUCCAUCACUGAAUGGAAACAGAUCAAAUCUGGAGCAACACAUCCUGAAGAGACUGGCAGAAGAGGAGAACUUUGACAAAUACAUCAAUUACAUUAAAAACCCCAGAGAUCACUUCAAGAGUUUCAUCAGAGAUGAAGUGAGUCAGUACAUCAGAGAUCAGUUCAGUGUUCAGCUCAGGAUGAAUCAGAACAUUGAACUCCUGCAGAAGAAGAUCAUGACAGCAGCACAUGAAUCUACUCAACAUGUUCAAGAGAACAGAGGAAAUGUUGAUGUGUGGUUGAAGUUUUUCACACUGAAGCUCUCAGAUGUUCUGAUGUUCUCUGUGAAGGACUUCAGUGGAGUCAAACAUGAUGAUAUUGAUGAUUUCAAUCUUCUAGAAGAUGUGAUAAGAAAAUACCUUCCUCCUGUAAUAUCUGACAUCAGUAGAGAGUUCAGCACAGAUUCAUUUAAUAAGAAACUGGAUCUGAACUACAGAACAGAUGAGAUUGUGAUUGAUCACUUGUGUCAGUGCUGUUGGGUUCAGUGUCCGUUCUGUAAUGCUACCUGCACAAACACAAUAGAAAACCAUGAUGGAGAUCACAGUGUUACUUUACACAGAGUGUUUGGAAUUAAUGGCACACAUUACAGUGGAUCUACAAAUCUGUGUAUCAGUGUCUGUACAUCACAAGUAGUAACCAAUUUUUGGUUUUGUCCACAUGACUCAACUGAUCAGAGAUUCAUGUGGAGAGAAUACAGAAGAGCAGGAGGUGUGUAUGCUAACUGGAGCAUCACUCCUGACUUCUCUGAACUGCCCUACUGGAAGUGGUUUGUGUGCAGAUUCCAGAAAGAUCUGGAGAGAUACUACAAUAAAACAUUCCAGGGUGAAGGUGAGAUUCCAGAUAAAUGGAGAGAAAUCACAAAACAGAAAGUUAUUAAGAGUUUAGAUAAAUACAUGUUAUGAAGCUCCUGUGAUGGACAGGUUAUCUAGUGUGAACACAGACAGACUUCUCCUGCUGUAGAUGAAUCUGAAACACACACACGUUUUAAUAUCUGGACCUGUGACUGAUCUGUAGUGUGAACUGUGUGUGUUUGUGAAAGAUUUCGUCACGCAGAUGAUGAUGAUGAUGAUGUCAUGUAAACCCAUGCUGACUUAAUAAAUGGCUUUUGUGUAGUUGUCCACUGACCUUCAGAUCAUUAUAUCUAGACACCUCUUAAGAUGUUUACUCAAGUGAAAAUGUGUCAAUAAGUUGAUUUGUUUACUUUUU